AUGACUGGCAUCAAAGGAUACCUCGUUGGGGACAUCCCGGCCCAAGCGGCUUUUACUUCGGAAAUCGUCAUCAACGGGCUUCCACCUCUCCAAGACAUUGUAAACCAACAGGAUGUUCAACGCAAGAUAAUGGACACCCGCCCCGGUAUGUACCUGAAGUAUCUGCCAAACCUCUACGACCCGGUGAACGGUCAACUGCGAAGCGGCGGGGCGUACUUGUUCGACACGACUCAACAGGCAGCUGAGUACUGGGAUUGGACUACCAACGUCUUUGAGGUGAACAACGUCAAGUUUUGGAGUCAGUCUUUGUUCAGGUCUACAAAGCGCUUCGUCUGGGAAGUCAUUGGAGCGACCAACUUCGCGCCAGUCGACACUCACGCUGUUGGCAGAUACCAACGCUGGACCUACGAUGGGGCCAAUGUUGAGAAAGAACUGCAACGCAUCUACCCAGAGCUUAAGAGGAAGGCCGAGGAUCAGGGAGCAGUCGCGAUCUGGCUCCUGCAUUCCCCCGGAGAAAAGCAGAUCGGUAUACAGCUCGCUUUCAGCAAGGUUGAAGGAGCCGACCCUGAAGCAGUUGGACACAACUCUUUUGCUCGCGCUGUCUCCCAGGUCUCCUUGGAUUCCAUCUUCCCCAGCUCCAUAAAGGCCCAGAAGAGCGUGGAUAGGACUAGUCUGUUCCUAGCGAUCUGGCUCCCCAGGUCACGUCUUGCAGGUGGGGUACCCCAGUCACACCCGAUGUAUCCCACGCUUCCUGUCGUUCAAGACAUUUAG
Messenger RNA from Penicillium argentinense, 771 nucleotides. RefSeq lists its product as uncharacterized. The coding region runs from base 1 to 771 and encodes 256 amino acids. The record is from RefSeq and is a predicted model, not a curated record. Lineage: Eukaryota; Fungi; Ascomycota; Eurotiomycetes; Eurotiales; Aspergillaceae. The transcript has a single exon.